Messenger RNA from Homo sapiens (human), 5597 nucleotides. It is a transcript of the gene FFAR1, whose product is annotated as free fatty acid receptor 1. Lineage: Eukaryota; Metazoa; Chordata; Mammalia; Primates; Hominidae. Gene Ontology annotation, biological process: G protein-coupled receptor signaling pathway; response to fatty acid; positive regulation of insulin secretion. Gene Ontology annotation, cellular component: membrane; plasma membrane. The coding region runs from base 3285 to 4187 and encodes 300 amino acids. The transcript is spliced from 2 exons. The record is from RefSeq and is marked reviewed. Gene Ontology annotation, molecular function: bioactive lipid receptor activity; G protein-coupled receptor activity.
ACAGCUUUUCUGUCAUUCGAGGUCCUCUGCACCCGUUCUCUAAUUCUGUUCACUGAUUCAGACUUUCCAGUUAGGUGCCCCAGCUCCCCUCUCCGCUUCUCGGGUUUGAUCUUUCUCCACCCAUUCACCUGCUUCUGCAAAGGGGCUAAAGCCCAUUCUCCUUAGAGGGCAGGGGUGUAAUUAUCUGAUCAUCAGGGAGAUUGGCUCCUGGCACGUGGCAGGUGUCCCCAAACUGCCACCUUCCUCUCCCACCUUCCUUUCCCUCCCAUCUCUGCUCAGUACCCGGACGGUAACUCUAGGAAUUAUGGUUCAGGGAGGCCUUGAUCGCCCCAUCAAUCCACUUUGUCCCUGGUUUGAUUCUUGUGAGCACCAUUAACUUUUCUGGAGGAAGGUGAGGCUUUAAGAACUGUUUAAAGCCCAGGCGUGGUGGAUCACGCCUGUAAUCACAGCACUCUGGGAGGCCAAGGUGGGCAGAUCACCUGAGGUCAGGAGUUCAAGACCAGCCUAGCCAACAUGGUAAAAUCCUGUCUCUACCAAAAAUACAAAAAUUAGCUGAGCGUGGUGAUUCACACCUGUAAUCUCAGCUACUUGGGAGGCUGAGGCAGGAGAGUCGCUUGAACCUGGGAGGCGGAGGUAGCGGUGAGCCGAGAUCACGCCACUGCACUCCAGCCUAUGCAACAGAGUGAGACUCCGCCUCAAAACAACAACAACAAAAACUGUUUAAAUGAGACAGGAGGGUGUUGGGGUGUCUGUGCCCAAAAUGGGGUCUGGUGUCAUUCAACUCUUUCUUCAUUCAUUCUGCACACAGAUACUGAGCACCUGGAAAUGCACCCAGUACAGAGCCAGUUGUUAGGACACCAAAAAGAUAAGGCGUAGGACCAACCUUGGGGAUCUCUAGUCGAGAGCCGCCAAGGGUUUUUAAGGCAAGAUACCCUGGAGGGAGCUGAGGCAGUCCUAAGCCUGAAGGGCCUGGCUUAAGCUCCCUGGCAACCAUCGAGCAUCUUCCCCUUCCCACCCUGUCCCUCAGCACAGCUGCUGACAUAAACCUACUACAUGGCUGAUUGACCAUGAGAUAUGGCCAUCAAUAGACAUUGCUGAGGCGUGAAGAGCAGGUGAAGAGCAGGUGGCCAGGAAGCUAGGGGGCCAGGACUCCAGACGCAGGCCGCCCUCCACAACCCCAGCUCUCACAGUCCUCCCAGGGUCCAGACAAUGGAUCGUGCAUUUAGGUUCCCAAACACCUGCUGUGCAACGUGUAGUAGACAAAGCAGACCAAAGCCUUUGCCCUCAGGAGGCCGGCAUUCUAGCUCAGGAGCCAGCCAAGACGAUGUCGCACUGAAGAAAGACAACAAAAGUGAGAUUCACAGGAGGGAUGAGUGUGGCUGAGGCACCCGGGAAGGCCCUCGGAGAAGGUGACCUUGGGCAAAGAUCCAGACGCCAGGUGGGUGGGGCCAAAGCAGAGAAGAUCUGGAAAACCCAAUGGCUCCCCAGGGCUUCGCUCUUGCUGCAGGAGGGGAAACCACACUGCUGUGGAUUCUUCCUCCAUUCUGUCCAUUUCUCAGUUCCCAACAACACACUGAACAGUAGGAGGCCAGUUCUCCGCUCACAGCGGGCGCUGCACCCCAGGUGCUGCUCUCGAGAAAAAGGCGAGCAUGGACCAAUUUAGUGGCUCCGAGGUAUGAAAAGCAGUGAGAUGGUGUCUUUGAGGGAGUUAGUGAUAGGCUGAGACCCCCUUGCUGUCCCCCCUGAAGCCUGGUGACCAGAGCUGCCAGGAGGCCACACAGAGAGAGGUUUAUGAUGGGGGACCUGGAAUUCGGAAGGGGCAGAGUGGUCAGGUGACCCAUACACGCCUGAGAAAACUGAUGUGGAGAGCUGUGUUGUCAUUCUGAGGCAGGAAAUAGAGACAGACUGACAGACAGACAGAAAGACACGGGCACAUUGAGAGACAGAGACAGAAUCACAGAGCAGAGCUGGCUUCUCACCAGCAGGCGUGGGCACACCUGAGAGAGCAUCCAGAGAGGUUAGAAAUCUUCCUUAGGUCCUCCUGGGAGGCUCAGGUGACCCCAGUGGGAAACAUGAAAGGCUGGGAGGACUUCCAGGGCUGAGAGAAGGAAGCUACGCAGCCGGCCGGUGCCACAUUCCCUGUGCCUUGGGGAGUGUCCCCCAGUGUCCCCAGCCAUGCACCCUGGGGGGAGUCGGCUUGGACAUCUGUGCCACCCCUUGACAGGCAGAGUGGGGGCCACAACCUGGGCCCUCCAGUGCUGGUCAGCAGAGGCUGCCCCCGCCCCUUGCCUUCCUCCUCCCGCUCCUUCCUCCAGCCCUGGGAAGGUCGGAAGCCACCACCAUGGGGCUAGUGCGGAAGCAGAGGGAGAACAGAGGGGCCCUCCUCGCAAAAACUAAAACAAGCCCACAGCCUGUGCAGAACCGCACCCGGGUGUGAUCACUCCUUACCCCACACACCCACUGCCACUUGGAGAUGGCUUCAUGGCUGCAGUCACAGGGCACCCUGUGUUGUCAGGGGUGAGCCAGUGAGGCCCGGGACCUGCCCAGGGGUGCAUCAAGGGUGGAGAAGACCUGGCCCCAGCGCAGGUGUGAACAGGCAGGAGGGCUGGGGAGGGAAUAGCGCUGGGUUGUGGCCGAGCCCCCAAGCCCUGCUCUUGAGAGGCACUGGCUACACACUCGGCCCCUACCCAGACAGGACCCCAAUUCCUCCCUGGCCCCUCUGUGUUCCUGCAUCUUCCCAGCCCCUCACCUCCUCUGGCGUGGCCUCACCUCCAGCCGGGAUGCCCCAUUAGCUGCUCACCCAAGCUGCUAGAACCUCAGGCUAAUGGCCCUGUCACCCGCCCUCCUCCCCUUCCGGCUCACUGCCCAUCCCGGGCAUCCUCCAUCAGCCCGCUGAGGGGACUGCUGAGCCUCAGAGACAUCUGGCAGCACCAGGAGAGUCUCAGAAAUCGAGAAGCUUUCUUCCUCUGGGACCUGUGCGCCACAUCCUAUCUCCUGUGACGCUGCAGGAGCUUCCCUGGUUUUAAGAGGUGACAUGGUGGAGAGAAAGCACAGGACUGGGGGCCACAGGUCCUGGCUUCUCAUCCAGGCUCCGCUGCUCCCUGACUGCUGCCUUUCUCUGUGGGCCUCGUUUCCUCCCUGAUCCCACCAGGUGAAUUGUAAUUCUCCACACAGGGCUGGAACCCGCGAGUGAUCCCAGGAGCCCCUCCUCUCCGGGGCCCCAAGAUCUGAGGACAGGGAGCCAGGUUGCACACAGGAGCCGUGCAGGCCAGGACGGCGGCCCCAUGGACCUGCCCCCGCAGCUCUCCUUCGGCCUCUAUGUGGCCGCCUUUGCGCUGGGCUUCCCGCUCAACGUCCUGGCCAUCCGAGGCGCGACGGCCCACGCCCGGCUCCGUCUCACCCCUAGCCUGGUCUACGCCCUGAACCUGGGCUGCUCCGACCUGCUGCUGACAGUCUCUCUGCCCCUGAAGGCGGUGGAGGCGCUAGCCUCCGGGGCCUGGCCUCUGCCGGCCUCGCUGUGCCCCGUCUUCGCGGUGGCCCACUUCUUCCCACUCUAUGCCGGCGGGGGCUUCCUGGCCGCCCUGAGUGCAGGCCGCUACCUGGGAGCAGCCUUCCCCUUGGGCUACCAAGCCUUCCGGAGGCCGUGCUAUUCCUGGGGGGUGUGCGCGGCCAUCUGGGCCCUCGUCCUGUGUCACCUGGGUCUGGUCUUUGGGUUGGAGGCUCCAGGAGGCUGGCUGGACCACAGCAACACCUCCCUGGGCAUCAACACACCGGUCAACGGCUCUCCGGUCUGCCUGGAGGCCUGGGACCCGGCCUCUGCCGGCCCGGCCCGCUUCAGCCUCUCUCUCCUGCUCUUUUUUCUGCCCUUGGCCAUCACAGCCUUCUGCUACGUGGGCUGCCUCCGGGCACUGGCCCGCUCCGGCCUGACGCACAGGCGGAAGCUGCGGGCCGCCUGGGUGGCCGGCGGGGCCCUCCUCACGCUGCUGCUCUGCGUAGGACCCUACAACGCCUCCAACGUGGCCAGCUUCCUGUACCCCAAUCUAGGAGGCUCCUGGCGGAAGCUGGGGCUCAUCACGGGUGCCUGGAGUGUGGUGCUUAAUCCGCUGGUGACCGGUUACUUGGGAAGGGGUCCUGGCCUGAAGACAGUGUGUGCGGCAAGAACGCAAGGGGGCAAGUCCCAGAAGUAACGCCACUGCUCGGGGGAAGGAGCAUGGGGCAGGAGGGCCCGGCUGCUUCUCCAGGCCCCUGCGGGGGGCUGCUUCGGAGGAACUGCAGGGCAGCCUGGCCCGGAGGCCUCCCUGGAGCCACUCAAGCAGAGAGCGGCGCCUGCUGAGGGCAGCACCCCAGUCAAGAGAGGAGCACCGAGCCAGAGCACGGUGGCAGGGGGAGGUAAGUUUGCCCCUGCACGUGUCGAGGAAGUUUGUCCCUUCCUCGCCUAUCUUUCUCUCCCCUCUGCACGUCCUCACCUGCCUGUCUUCCGUGGGCCGCGAGCAGAGGCCUUGUACUUACGGGAAGGAGGAGGCAGUCUGUUUCUGACCCACAGGAACUGCCACUCCGGUGAUGCACUUGAGGACAGCUACUCUGAAAUCAGUUCCCAGGAGAGAACAUUUGAUUUCCGAGUAGGAGAGGAGGCAGGAGGCAGGAUAAUGACGCUGUUAUACCAUGUGAAACUCGCAAGGGGGCAGCCUUGGAGCUUGGAACGGAGGCUGGCAGGAAAAGAUGCUUCAGCCGGGGAGGGAAAAUGCAAGGUCCCGCAGUGAUGGGCAAAGGCUACGGAGUUGACUCUUGAACAACGUGGGGAUGGGGUGCCGAACCCCACGCAGUGGAAAAUCUGUGCAUGACUUUGACUCCCCCAAAGUUCAACUACUAAUAGCCUACUGUUGACCAAAAGCUUUACCCAGUAUAUAAACAAUUGAGUAAGACAUAUUUGAAGCCAGGCACAGUGGCUUAUGCCUGUAAUCCCAGCACUUUAGGAGGCCGAGGCGGGAAGACUGCUCGAAGCCAGGAGUUCAAGAGCAGCCUGGGCAAGAUAGUGAGACCCCCACCUCUACAAAUAAUAAAAAUAAAAAUAAUUAGCUGGGCGUGGUGGUGCGUGCCUGUAGUCCCAGCUACUCAGGGGUCUGAGGUGGGAGGAUCCCUUGAGCCCAGGAUUGAGGCUGCAAUGCCAUGAUCGCACCACUGCACUCCAGCCUGGGUGACAGAGCAAGAUCCUGUCUCUGGAAAAAAAAGAAAAAAGACAUAUUUUGUAUGUUAUAUAUAUUAUGUGCUGUAUUCUUACAAUAAAGUAAGCUAGAGAAAAGUACAUGUUACUGAAAACAUUAUUAGAAAGAGAAAAUACCUUCACAGCACUGUGCUGUAUUUAUCAAUACUGUAAGUUUUGUUGUCUGUUUAUAAGAGAAGUUGUCUGUCUCAAGCGGCAGUAACCGCGGCUGCAGAUCUCAAUCUGUGGUAGAUAUCAAGCAGUUCAACCCUUUUUUAUAAUGUCAUGACUUUUCUUUGCUUCUUGGAAGCAGCUCUGGCAUCACUAGUGGCCCCGCAUUUGGGGCCAAGGGGGUUAUUCAAAGUUUACGGUAUUGCAUUAAACAUGGUGAAACAUA